AACAUGCUUGAAGAACUAUUAAUUCAUAAGCCAGAUGAUCCCAUUCAGUAUAUGAUAAACCAUUUAAAGCAAAACAACGAUGACGCUCCAAGAAUUUGUGUGCUUGGUCCACCUGCUUCUGGGAAAACUACAGUGGCAAUGUGGCUUUGUAAACAUUUGGAUGCCAUACAUAUCUCUCAGGAGACUUUGUUAUUCAAGGAAAUAUUAGCGCUGACAAACGAAGCAAAGGCAUAUAAAGAAAAAAACCAGAAAAUUCCCAGCGCGCUUUGGGCCAAUCUGAUCCAGGACCGUCUGUCAAACGUGGACUGCAUCAAACAAGGGUGGAUUUUGGAAGGCUUCCCUGAAAAUCAGGAACAGGCAUGGAUGCUGCAGUCAGCUGGCAUCAUUCCUAGGCAUGUUGUUGUGCUUUAUGCUCCAGACACUGUGCUGAUUGAGAGGAACAGUGGGAAAAGGCUUGAUCCCAUCACAGGAGAGGUGUACCACACGACCUUUGACUGGCCAAGUGAUCUGCUGGUCCAGCAACGUUUGGUGAAACCAGAAGAUUUAUCCGAACAGGAGAUGUCCAAGAAACUGCUGGAAUAUCACCGAAACUUCCCUGGGGUUUUCCAGAUCUACCAAAAAGUUUUGAAAUCGAUCAAUGCAGACCAGCCUUCCAUGGAUGUCCUCUCCCAGGUUCUUACCUAUGUCCAAACACGGCACCGAUCAGCAGCCCCCUUUACACCACGGAUCCUCUUUUGUGGACCCCCAGGCAGUGGGAAGAGCCUGCAGGCAGCAGUAAUAGCUCAGAAAUACGGCAUUGUCAACAUUUGCUGUGGGCAACUGCUAAAGGAAGCUGUUGCAGACAAGACAAAACUUGGAGGACUCGUUAAGCCUUAUAUUGACAAUGGAUACCCAG
This is a messenger RNA of Pterocles gutturalis (yellow-throated sandgrouse), 895 nucleotides long. It is a transcript of the gene AK8, whose product is annotated as adenylate kinase 8. The transcript has 9 exons. The annotation marks the transcript as partial. The record is from RefSeq and is a predicted model, not a curated record. Gene Ontology annotation, cellular component: cytoplasm. Gene Ontology annotation, molecular function: nucleoside diphosphate kinase activity; ATP binding; AMP kinase activity. Gene Ontology annotation, biological process: nucleoside triphosphate biosynthetic process. NCBI's taxonomy places the organism in Eukaryota, Metazoa, Chordata, Aves, Pterocliformes, Pteroclidae.